Brugia malayi is the source of this 972-nucleotide messenger RNA. RefSeq lists its product as uncharacterized. Gene Ontology annotation, molecular function: ubiquitin conjugating enzyme binding; zinc ion binding; ubiquitin protein ligase activity. The record is from RefSeq and is a predicted model, not a curated record. Lineage: Eukaryota; Metazoa; Nematoda; Chromadorea; Rhabditida; Onchocercidae. Gene Ontology annotation, cellular component: cytoplasm. Gene Ontology annotation, biological process: proteasome-mediated ubiquitin-dependent protein catabolic process; multicellular organism development. The transcript has 7 exons. Bases 1 to 972 code for a protein of 323 amino acids.
AUGAGCAAUGAGUUCAAACAGGGAAGUAUUGCAACUCCAGCUGCGGUGAACGGUCAGAAUAACCCGACGCAGGGUGUUGCGACGCCACAGCAAAAAACUGUCGGGCGUGUCCAGGGUUCCACACCAUCCGGUUCUGUUUCAAAUCCAGUAACUACUCAGAGCGUAGCACCUCAAUUUGCUGUUUCUACACCGCAUAAUGUAACUCAUAACGCUAAUCCAGAGGUUUUGUCAGUUUUCGAAUGCCCGGUUUGCAUGGAUUACAUGAUGCCACCUUACCUGCAGUGCCAGAGUGGUCACCUUGUAUGUGGCAAUUGCCGUCCCAAAUUAACAUGUUGUCCUACUUGCAGGGGUCCAGUUCCAAGUGUUCGAAAUUUGGUAUUGGAAAAAAUCGCAAACACCGUUAUGUUUCCUUGCAAAUUUUCUGGCUCAGGCUGUCCACUUACAUUUUCACACGUUGAAAAAGUGGAACACGAGGAACUUUGUGAGUUUCGCCCAUAUUGUUGUCCGUGUCCCGGAGCAUCAUGCAAAUGGCAGGGAAGCCUCUCCGAAGUUAUGGGACAUCUCAUGAAAGUUCACAAAUCUAUUACUACUCUACAAGGUGAAGAUAUCGUCUUUUUGGCUACUGACAUCAAUCUACCUGGUGCUGUAGAUUGGGUAAUGAUGCAGUCUUGUUUCGGUUAUCACUUUAUGCUCGUGCUAGAAAAACAAGAAAAGUUCCAGGAUGGUAAUCAGAUGUUCUAUGCUGUUGUGCAACUGAUUGGCGCUAAAAAAGAAUCCGAGAAUUUCAUGUAUCGGCUUGAAUUAGCAACACAUCGGCGCCGUUUUAGCUGGGAGGCGUCCCCACGUAGUAUACAUGAAGGUGUGGCACACGCAAUAUCUUUGUCAGAUUGUAUGGCAUUCGAUAGCCAGACUGCUCAGUUGUUUGCCGAAAAUGGUAAUCUUGGUAUCAAUGUUACGAUAUCCAUGGUCUGA